Lutra lutra (Eurasian river otter) is the source of this 5803-nucleotide messenger RNA. RefSeq names its product PR/SET domain 16 (gene PRDM16). Gene Ontology annotation, molecular function: RNA polymerase II transcription regulatory region sequence-specific DNA binding; protein binding; histone H3K9 methyltransferase activity. Gene Ontology annotation, cellular component: nucleus. The record is from RefSeq and is a predicted model, not a curated record. NCBI's taxonomy places the organism in Eukaryota, Metazoa, Chordata, Mammalia, Carnivora, Mustelidae. Gene Ontology annotation, biological process: regulation of transcription by RNA polymerase II. Bases 296 to 4129 code for a protein of 1277 amino acids. The transcript has 17 exons.
CUGGAAAGGGGAGGGGGCGCGGGGGCGGGGGGGGCAGCGGUAAGUGGGACGGAGACCGGGAAGGCCGAGGAGAGCCCCCCCAAUCCCGCGCCGAGGCGGCGGCGGCGGGCGGCGGCGCGACGAUGAGGAUGAUGAAUACAUUGCAAAGUUUUUUUGGCCCCGGCGAGGGGUGUCAGAUUGAGUGCUCUGUGCGCAUGUGCGAAGGUGUCCAAACUGACAAUGCUGGGGAGAUGAAGAUAGUGUGUGGCUGCUUCUGGACUCGAGGAGGAGGAGAGAGAUUCCGCGAGCCGACACCAUGCGAUCCAAGGCGAGGGCGCGGAAGCUAGCCAAAAGUGACGGCGACAUUGUAAAUAACAUGCAUGAGCCCGACCCGGACCUGCUGGCCGGCGAGAGCGCGGAGUACGAGACGGAGGACAGCGUGGUGUCCCCCAUCCCCAUGGGGCCGCCGUCCCCCUUCCCCACCAGCGAGGACUUCACCCCCAAGGAGGGCUCACCGUACGAAGCCCCCGUCUACAUUCCCGAGGACAUCCCCAUCCCGCCAGACUUUGAGCUCCGAGAGUCCUCUGUCCCAGGGGCCGGCCUGGGGAUCUGGGCCAAGAAGAGGAUGGAAAUCGGGGCGAGGUUUGGCCCUUACAUGGGGGCACCCCGGGCCACGUGGAAGGAGGCGGACUUUGGAUGGGAGCACAUGUUGGCGGAUGCGGAGGUGUCGUCCCAGGAGGGCUGCAUCCAAAAGAUCUCCGAAGACCUGAGCACAGAGAAGCUGUGCGCGGACGUGGGGCAGGCGGGCUCCGGCAGCUGGCUCAAGUACAUCCGGGUGGCGUGUUCCUGCGACGACCAGAACCUCACCAUGUGCCAGAUCAACGAGCAGAUUUAUUAUAAAGUCAUCAAGGACAUUGAGCCUGGGGAGGAGCUGCUCGUGCACGUGAAGGAAGGCGCAUACUCCUUGGGGACGGUGCCCUCCAGUCUGGAUGCGGAGGAGCCCACUUUCCGCUGUGACGCCUGUGACGAGCUCUUCCAGUGCAAGACAGACCUGCGGCGCCACAAGAAGUACGCGUGCGGCUCGGUGGGGGCCCCGCUCUACGAGGGCCUGGCCGACGAGCUCAAGCCGGAGGGGCUCGGUGGCGGGACGGGCGAGCAGGCCCACGAGUGCAAGGACUGCGAGCGGAUAUUCCCCAACAAGUACAGCCUGGAGCAGCACAUGGUUGUGCACACAGAGGAGCGGGAGUACAAGUGUGACCAGUGCCCCAAGGCUUUCAACUGGAAGUCCAACCUCAUCCGCCACCAGAUGUCCCAUGACAGUGGCAAGCGCUUCGAAUGUGAGAACUGCGUGAAGGUGUUCACCGACCCCAGCAACCUGCAGCGCCACAUCCGCUCCCAGCACGUGGGAGCCCGCGCUCACGCCUGCCCUGACUGCGGGAAGACGUUUGCCACCUCUUCGGGCCUCAAGCAGCACAAACACAUCCACAGCACGGUCAAACCUUUCAUAUGUGAGGUCUGCCACAAAUCCUACACCCAGUUCUCCAACCUGUGCCGGCACAAGCGGAUGCACGCCGACUGCCGCACGCAGAUCAGGUGCAAGGACUGUGGGCAGAUGUUCAGCACCACCUCCUCCCUCAACAAACACCGGCGCUUCUGCGAGGGCAAGAACCACUACACGCCAGGUGGCGUCUUUGCCCCGGGCCUGCCCUUGAACCCCAACCCCAUGAUGGACAAGGCGAAGCCCCCCCCUGGCCUCAACCCCGCCGGCCUGGGCUUCAGCGAGUACUUCCCGUCCAGGCCGCACCCGGGCAGCCUGCCCUUCUCAGCGGCGCCCCCCGCCUUCCCCGCCCUCGCUCCGGGCUUCCCGGGCAUCUUCCCCCCAUCCCUGUACCCCCGGCCACCGUUGCUACCUCCCACACCGCUGCUCAAGAGCCCCCUGAACCACACCCAGGACGCCAAGCUCCCCAGCCCACUGGGGAACCCGGCGCUGCCCCUCGUCUCCGCCGUCGGCAACAGCGGCCAGGGCACCACGGCCGCCACGGGACCCGAGGACAAGCUCGAGCAUCGCCUAGAGGACUCCUACGCUGAGAAGCUCAAGGCGAGAGGCAGCGACGUGUCGGACGGCAGUGACUUUGAGGACGUCAACACCACGACAGGGACCGACCUGGACACAAGCACGGGCACGGGCUCGGACGCAGACAGUGACGUGGACAGCGACCGGGAUAGGGCCAAGGACAAGGGCCAGGCGGCGGAGGGUGAGCCCGAGCGCGGGGUCUGCGCAGCGCCCCCGGGGGCCCCGAACAGCCUGGGCGAGGCGCCCGUCUUCUACUCCCAGCACACCUUCUUCCCGCCGCCGGACGAGCAGCUGCUGGCGGCCCCCGGCGCCGCGGGCGACUCCAUCAAGGCCAUCGCCUCCAUCGCAGAGAAGUACUUCGGCCCCGGCUUCGUGGGCAUGCAGGAGAAGAAGCUCGGCUCGCUGCCCUACCACUCCGUCUUCCCCUUCCAGUUCCUGCCCAACUUCCCCCCGGCCCUCUGCCCCUUCGCGGACCGCUCCCUUGCCCACAACUUGCUGGUCAAGGCCGAGCCGAGGUCACCCCGGGACGCCCUCAAGUUGGGCGGCCCCAGUGCCGAGUCCCCCUUCGACCUCACCACCAAACCAAAAGAGGCCAAGCCCGUGCUGCCCGUGCCCAAGGCGCCCCCAGCCCCGGCGUCCGAGGAGGAGGAGCCGCUGGACCUGAGCAUCGGAGGCCGCGCCCGAGCCAGCCAGAACGGAGGGGGGCGAGAGCCGCGCAAGAACCACAUCUACGGGGAGCGCAAGCUGGGGACCGGGGACGGGCUGCCCAGGGCGUGCCCGGCGCAGCUGCCCCAGCAGCCGUCCCUGCACUACGCCAAGCCGUCGCCCUUCUUCAUGGACCCGAUCUACAGCAGGGUGGAGAAGCGGAAGGUGACGGACCCCGUGGGAGUCCUGAAGGAGAAGUACCUGCGGCCGUCCCCGCUCCUCUUCCAUCCCCAGAUGUCCGCCAUCGAGACCAUGACAGACAAGCUGGAGAGCUUCGCGGCCAUGAAGGCGGACUCGGGGGGCUCCCUGCAGCCCCUCCCCCACCACCCCUUCAACUUCCGGUCCCCGCCCCCCACUCUCUCGGACCCCAUCCUCAGGAAGGGCAAGGAGCGCUACACCUGCAGGUACUGUGGCAAGAUCUUCCCCCGAUCAGCAAACCUCACGAGACACCUGAGGACACACACCGGGGAGCAGCCAUACAGGUGUAAGUACUGUGACCGCUCCUUCAGCAUCUCCUCCAACCUCCAGCGGCACGUGCGCAACAUUCACAACAAGGAGAAGCCCUUCCGGUGCCACCUGUGCAACCGCUGCUUCGGGCAGCAGACCAACCUCGACCGGCACCUCAAGAAGCACGAGCAUGAGCACGCCCCAGUGAGCCAGCACUCUGGGGUCCUCACGAACCACCUAGGGACCAGUGCCUCCUCCCCCACCUCCGAGUCCGACAACCACGCACUUUUAGACGAGAAAGAAGACUCCUAUUUCUCUGAAAUCAGAAACUUUAUUGCCAACAGUGAGAUGAACCAAGCAACAACACGAACGGACAAACGGCCGGAGGCCCAGGACCUGGACAGUGGCUCCCAAUGCCCGGGCCUGGCCAGCGGGAAGCCUGAGGACGUGGAGGAGGAGGAGGAGGAGGAGGACGACGACGACGAUGACAGUCUGGCGGGGAAGUCCCAGGGUGACCCCGUGUCCCCCACGCCGGAGCCCCAGGGCGCCUACGAGGACGAGGAGGAUGAGGAGCCGCCCACCUCCCUGGCCGUGGGCUUCGAGCACACACGAAGGUGUGCUCAGGAGCGGCCGGGCGGUCUGUUGGCUUUGGAGCCGAUGCCGACUUUUGGGAAGGGGCUGGACCUCCGCAGAGCAGCUGAGGAAGCAUUUGAAGUUAAAGAUGUGCUUAAUGCCACACUAGGUUCUGAGGCCCUAAAGCAGACACUGUACAGGCAGGCUAAGAACCAGGCGUAUGCAAUGAUGCUGUCCCUUUCCGAGGACGCUCCUCUCCACACCUCCUCCCAGAGCCCUCUGGAUGCUUGGUUGAACAUCACAGGAGCCACGCCGGAGUCUGGAGCCUUUAACCCCAUCAACCACCUCUGACAGGCCCAGGAGGGGCCGGGGUCAGAGUCCAAGAAGGGCGACCUCAGGGCCCCAUCGUCCCCACAGACAUCCCAGCUGUGGAAAAUGGAGAAGGGAGCCUCGGGGAGCGGCGUGACCUGGGCCAGAGAGACCUCCCUCCCCAUCACCCGCGUCGACCAGUCCUCAUCGUCCGUCCCCGCUACACACACCAUGGCUCAGCUCUAACUUUUCCAAUGAAAACUCAGAACCCAGGAGUCCCUGAGCCGUCCUGGAGGCCCACCGUCCAAGAAUUGGUCUUAAGAACAGCGUUCCGGAAGGGUACAGCGCAAGGCCGGCCUGGCAGCGGCCUCGCAGGACCGACCCCGUGGGUGAGGGCAGGGUUUGAACCCCAGACUCAAUGAAGGCAGCGGCACCUAGGGCACCCGCGGGUGUCUCAGGAAGGACCAGACAGACGCGGGUGUGCUCUUCAAAGGGAGAUCGCCCAGACGAUUUUUUUAUAAUGAGAAUUACAGGAGUAACCCUUUUGGUAAUCUUAUUGACGACAGAGUCUAUUUAAGCAUGUGGUUUUAAAAUAGACAGUAUUUUUAAAAAAAGAAAUCGAAAGAUGACUUGCAAAUUGUUUUUUAAAAGUAAUUUUGCAUUGCUUUGAAAUCUCCGCGUCUUUGCAAACCCGAACCUGCCCAGAAACUGUACUGUGUCCGGGCGUGUUCUUUAUACUGUAGAUAACGGAGACGUUUUCUAUCCCUGACCAUAUUUGUAAAGCCAACGGGAUCCUGGGUGUCCCCGCACAGAAUGGCGGGGCCUGGGGCCCCCGCCUGUGAGCAGUUUCAAACUGUCCGGUAGAAUUCUUAGACAUGGUGUCCUGGGCUGGCCCAAGGCUGCGAGAGAGGCCUGCCGCCCGUGUCCCCACGUGUGCGGCAUGGGAUUCAUGCUUGUGGCCCCCGCCAAGACCCCCCAAUUUUAAGGGGGAGGUGUGAGAGUGCUGGCUCGGGUCCCCCGAGCAGAGGUGGCCCGGGCUCCCGAUGCUUCUUCCGGCAGGGUCUGCACAUCAGCCACACCCGUGCGGCCCCCCACGGCCACUCUGGGUCUCCAGCCCCCCCUCACCCACCCCCGUCAGACGGACAAGGGGAAGGAAGCGGGCGUCCCCCUCCAACCCGUGGCCUCCCUGGCGUGUGCACUGCAGCUCCCCUGCCCCAGGCUGCCGGGCUGUCUGCCUGUGUGAGACCCCGGCUCCAGGACACAAGGGCCACCUCCACUCCUUGGUGGGCCAGACCAGCUCCAGACCGCAGGGCCCGGCCGGACGGCACCUGCUCAGGCCGGGUCUGCCUCUCCAUGCAGAUGGGCUUUAAAUUAUUCCCAUAGGGGCCAAUUUCAAAUCAUAAUUUCUUUUUCCCUGAUGGAAUUUACCUUAAUCUGUAUAUAACUUGUAAUUUUUUUCUAAUUCAUUUCUUUUCUUAUUUUAUUUUUUCCUUAACAGUAUUUUGGCAUUAGACAUUCUUAUUGUGAAGAAAUGAUGUUAAUAUAAGUAUCUAGUGAGGGACCAAAACCGUGUAUAAGGUCGUGUGUCGUGUGAUCAAGAACCAGGGAGUGGGGAGGUUUUUACUGUGCCAAAUACCCCCGCGCCCCCGACGGAUCCUGCUGCCCGUUUCCAGACAAUCACGUGUUUUUGUUAAAUUAGAGUUUCAGUUACAUUCA